AUGAAGGUCACAGCAGCCACACCGGCAACCAUCCUAGCCUUUAUUUUGGCUCAGGCUGGCGCCCUCCCUUCCCCCGAAGCCAACGGCGGUGCAGUUACCGGAAGCCAAUUUCCUCCUUCUGAUGUUCCCGUUUACUAUAUCGAAAAUGCAGACGUUGAGAAGCGCGACUCACAAGGCCAAAACCACGGUCAACACGGCGGCCGACAUGGCGGCAAAGGCCAUGGCGAACACAAGUGGAAAGCCAUGGGCCAAGGAAAGGGCCAAGGCCAACACGGACCCAUGCCCGACGACGAUGGGUCUGUCGAUCUGACCCCUUUAUUCGACCAUCCCGAUCCAGAAGUCCAAGAAAUCGUCCGCCGUGCCAUUAAGGCGCCCAAAUUCCACUGGUGGGAGCAGCAGGGUAACGGCGGCAAGUUCAUGAACAUCGUGGUAGGAAAUCCGGACGUUCGCCCGCUCGCAAAUGUCAAAGAGCAAGAUUUGAACCCUAAGGAAUUUAAGAAGCGAGAUCCCGAGGCCGCUACCAAUGCCGAUGUCAAUGACGACUCUGAGCAUGCUAAAGACAAGUGGAUGGACAACAAACACGAUGAUGGGCAAGGUAAAGAGGGUAAUAGAGGAAAUGCCCAAUGGAAGCAAUGGAGACAGAGUCGUGGGCAUGGACCCAUGUCCGAUGGCGAUGAGGAAUAG
Molecule: messenger RNA, 684 nt
Organism: Cladophialophora bantiana CBS 173.52
Lineage: Eukaryota; Fungi; Ascomycota; Eurotiomycetes; Chaetothyriales; Herpotrichiellaceae
Exons: 1
Coding region: 1-684 (227 amino acids)
Source: RefSeq, a predicted model, not a curated record